AUGCCUCUCUAUCUCAAGUACAAGAUGGACCAGUCAAGUGAGCGGGAGUUUGAGGCUUCACGGCGAAUGAACUGGAAUGAGUCAAGACUUUCAAGUGCCGAUACCAUCACAUCUCACGCUUGCAAAGCCUCGGACUCGUUGCUACAGACUUUCAAGAGGCCGGAUGUGAAGAUGGAAAGCUACAUACCGUCGGACUUGGCACACUUGUUGAAGUCAAAGUUGAGAACAGCCUUGUAUACAUCGCUCGGAAACAUCCCAGACCUUCCGGAGAAGGAGAGGAACUUGAUUGUUAGCCAUCAUCAACACUCUUUGUGCGACGUCUUGAAUGACCGUGAAGGUCUAGAAGAAGAAAGUGUCUUCCUCAGACACGAUCGCGAGAGUGCUGCCCUCCAUGACGCGAUGAAUGUAGAGAUGGAAAGACAAAGGUCCAUCCUGAUGCAAAAAUUGCGACACAGAAGUCGCGUCAGGCUGCAAUGGCAAUCAAACCAGGCAAGUUCAAGCAAAUCGAACGAGCAAGCGAUGAUGGAGAGGUUUGUCAAGACUUCUCGAGAUGGUAAUUCUUCCUUUUCGUUUCCAUGCGUUGCUGAUACCACUUGUCAAGUGCAACAACGACCGCAGACUUGCAAGUCCAGGCUGAGGCGAGGCACGGAUGAAAGUAAGGAAGCAGCAAACGGAGGGCGAGGGAAUGGUUCAGAUCAAAUCAAGACUGUAUUACAAUCAGCUGUCGAACGAUUGAAGCUGUUUCUUUCAAGUGAAACGACAAGAAAACUUCAACGAAAUGUGAGAAAGGACGAGAAAGGCUUCCAACAGCCUGGAGAUGAUAUCUUUCCCCUUGUUUUACCAAGCAUGAAGGCUGGGAAAGGAGCGAAAGAUUCUUUGCGUGAAGAUCAAGCGAAAAAGAAGACAGACGAUCAUGUUCAAGGUGAGUGGGUUCGAAAGAUAUCAAGGAGGUCAGGAAAAUCAUAUUAUUUGAACACUUUGACCAAGGAAACUCGAUGGAAGAUUCCCAGUGAGUUGCAAUAA
Molecule: messenger RNA, 1023 nt
Organism: Guillardia theta CCMP2712
Lineage: Eukaryota; Cryptophyceae; Pyrenomonadales; Geminigeraceae
Exons: 1
Coding region: 1-1023 (340 amino acids)
Molecular function (GO): protein binding
Source: RefSeq, a predicted model, not a curated record